This is a messenger RNA of Radiomyces spectabilis, 1509 nucleotides long. Its product is annotated as kinase-like domain-containing protein. Gene Ontology annotation, molecular function: ATP binding; protein kinase activity. The record is from RefSeq and is a predicted model, not a curated record. Bases 332 to 1240 code for a protein of 302 amino acids. The transcript is spliced from 6 exons. NCBI's taxonomy places the organism in Eukaryota, Fungi, Mucoromycota, Mucoromycetes, Mucorales, Radiomycetaceae. Gene Ontology annotation, biological process: protein phosphorylation.
GUUGAGAUGCGGUUAAAGAAGUUAUUAAGAGAGUUUGGAUAUUUUCAGUACUUCAAGGGAACUUCAAGGGACGAACGCGACGGUUACGUGUCAUGGGUUCUUGAGGUGCCGAAUCCAGUUGUUGAUCUCGAUUUCAUGAAUGGUGAAAUUUGUGCUUUUUGCUGUGCAUGUCGAGUUCCCUUUAUUUUUUUCUGGCUUUCUUUUUUCUUUUUCGUUGUCAGAAUGAGAUGUCCAAAAUUUAAUGCCGCGCGAAUUUUCGCGUAAUUGUUUAUUUGAUCUCUUUAGCAUUUUAUCUUUUUUCUGAACACAUUAUCCUCGAUUCUUCCUCAUUAUGGUUUUACCAAGAAAACACCCACCCAUUGCGAGCCUCAUGAACAAAAAACCCCAAGCCAUGCAAGGCGUUCCGUUACAUGCAAAGCCGUUGGCGAUUCAGAAUGGAGCAAUGGAGACUGCCAGGAACCAAGCAACGCGAACGCAACUGCUGCCAAAAACAGAAAUCACAGAAUCGUCACUCCUUCCAACUGUGCAGGUCACAACAAAAGCGGGAUCGAGGCGUCGAGAUCGUAAAACGUUCUUCGAUUUGCCUCAUAAAGCGCAUGAUGCUGCCACGAACCGCACUUUUACACUGGAAUGUAAACUGGGCGAGGGAGCGACGGCCGAAGUCUUUCAGGCGUAUGACUCUGAGGGUCAAAAGUUCGCCAUUAAAGUUAUUCCCAAGACUCGCAUUGCCAACUCGUACCAAAAGGCCCGUUCCCUUGACGAAAUCAAGCUUCACCGAAGAUUAGACCAUCCCAACAUUGUCAAGUUUCAUUGCUACUUUUUUGAUGCAGAAUACGCCUACAUUGUCAUGGAACUAUGUGAAAACAAGACUUUAAUGCAUUUGUUACGAGAAGAGACCGUUUUGAGUGAACAUCAAGUUCAUCAUUUUCUGGUCCAAAUCCUGGAAGCACUUCGUUACAUGCACGCUCAGGAUAUCAUGCACGGUGACUUGAAACUAUGCAAUGUCAUGCUAGAUAAAAACAUGAACCCUAAAAUCGGUGAUUUUGGUCUGGCAACCUAUGUCUGCGAACAGAAACAAACGGGUCUUUGUGGCACCCGCCAUUUUGUCGCGCCGGAGGUCAAGAACAAGGAAGGCUACGACAAAUCUGCCGAUAUCUGGUCCAUUGGGGCCAUUACUUAUACCAUGCUUUUUGGACGUUAUCACAACGAGGAAAGAUCGGCGUGGUAUGAUGGCGUGUAAGUGAGCGCUACAUCGUUUAUUUGAGGGAAAUGUGUCUCAUAGUAUUCUCGUCCGUAGAAAUAUCGGAUCUCCACAGGUCACUGAACUCGUCUUUCCUUCGCACAUCCGCAUCUCCAACCAAGCCAAAAAUUUCAUAUCCAAAACCCUUGUCUUCCGCCCUGAAUUGCGCUGCACCGUUGAGCAGUUGCUUCAAAGUCCUUUCCUUGGCAACGCCAACGCCAACACCAACUCAAUACCAACACCAGCACCAUUGUCUGAGCCGGCAGACG